AUGCAUUUUCAGGAAGUUGGCUUCCCGUCUUCGGGCGACUCGUCCACUGACUCGGACUCCGACGACGAGAAUACGGUUCCGCGGGAGACGAUCGCCGAGAUUAUCGCUCGGCUCCAGAAGUCGUCGUCACAGCCGAUACCGGACGCCAUAAUGAAGGACACGACGACCAACGCGACGGCCAAUGAGGCCGAUUGGCAGCCCUAUUGUCAGGUGACACUCAAAAACACCAAAGAGGUGGCCGGAUAUAACACCAUCUCCGAGGCCUUCUAUAAGCUGGACUUCUGUAACGCCAUCCGCGAUGUCCGGCGUUUCAAUUAUAUCAGCAAAUUAUUGCAUCUACUCAUCACACAGAACCUGACCUCGCUCAGCGGCUGUGCCACCAAGGUACUCUUCACCAUGCUCGAAGAGUUGGCCUGGCAAGUAUACACUAUAUAUGAAUAA
Messenger RNA from Medioppia subpectinata, 441 nucleotides. The record is from the annotation of a GenBank genome assembly. NCBI's taxonomy places the organism in Eukaryota, Metazoa, Arthropoda, Arachnida, Sarcoptiformes, Oppiidae.